Messenger RNA from Leptosia nina, 474 nucleotides. NCBI's taxonomy places the organism in Eukaryota, Metazoa, Arthropoda, Insecta, Lepidoptera, Pieridae. The record is from the annotation of a GenBank genome assembly.
AUGAUACGUCUCGUGGACGGUGGAUCACGCGUCCAGCGUGUACCUGGGCGCGCAGUACGAUGCGCACCUCCGCUUCACCUCACCGCGGAAACGGCCAAGCAGGUAGCCACUAGCCCGCUUACGUACCGCCGUGUGCCGAACAGACCGCGUCAGACUGUCAGUGCGCGCGUUCUCUCGCCGCCAGUGGUAGUGUCCGAAGUGCGCGCACGCACGCGCCCGCAUUGUGAGCAUGGUGUCUGCACCGCUGUUGUGAAGUGUCGUCGCUGUGUUUAUCGAAAAAAAAAAAAACAAUUAUGUCCUGUGAAAGGAGAACAAAGGCCGCCCGUUUCCUCGACCUCCGAUCCUGACGAAUCUGGUGCGAAGGUUGAAAGGAGAAUUGCAUCUCGCGUGGUGAUUGUAAGCAAUAAGGCAACUAGACCUGGCGCAGAUGUGGGGCGCCCCCCGCCUCACCUCCCGGCCUUGAAAGGCUCUUGA